Messenger RNA from Nilaparvata lugens (brown planthopper), 5840 nucleotides. RefSeq lists its product as uncharacterized. The record is from RefSeq and is a predicted model, not a curated record. Lineage: Eukaryota; Metazoa; Arthropoda; Insecta; Hemiptera; Delphacidae. The transcript has 2 exons. Bases 160 to 2412 code for a protein of 750 amino acids.
UUGACCAAACUUCCCGUUUUCCUGACAGCUGGCUCACUGCGUAACCGAUAACCUCUCCCCUCCCCCCUCUCAGUAUCACAAAUUAGGACGGCCAUUUCUGUUUUCUCUACAACAUUCUAAACAGAAACACAGACAGCCAGUCUAGUAUCGAUCGCGAACAUGAGAGGACCGUUAAUUCCGUCGCCUUUUUGGGCGACGUUAAUCGUCUGUUUAAUCGCAGUGAAUUUGUUAGUGUCUGAAAUCGAAGCUAAACGAAGUUCUGGUAGCCGAAAGUCGGGCAGCAGCAGUUCGGGAGGAUUCUUCUCGUCGAGAAAGAAGACAAGCAACCAACAACCGCAGCCAACCCAACACAAACCGCCAUCUCAACCAUCUCCAACGUCGUCCGGGUCGUUCUUGGACAACGAACGAAAGACUGGAGGCCAUGUUGGAUCGGGUCAGCCCGUAGGCAACCGGCCUGGUGGCAACAACCCCAUCGGAUUCGAGCACUACAACAACAGACAGCCGUCCGCCCCCCUCCCUCCCGGCCAUCAGCCAACAGGUGGACUGGGCUCGGCCUUUGGAGGUGCCAAGCCCAAUAACCCACCCUAUCCUACCCACAACAACCCUGGAGGAUUUGGCAGCAACCCAGGAGGCUUUGGAAGCAACCCUGGAGGCUUUGGUAGUAACACAGGACACCACCCACAAGGAGGAUACAAUUCGCCUGGAGGAUUUGGAAGUAAUACUGGUGGUUUUGGGCAUAACCAGGGUGGAUUUGGAAGUAAUACUGGGCACCAUCCACAAGGAGGCUACAAUUCACCUGGUGGAUUUGGAGGCAAUACUGGUGGAUUUGGAGGUAAUACUGGUGGAUUUGGAGGUAAUACUGGUGGCUUUGGACACAACCAGGGAGGAUUUGGAAGUAAUACUGGUGGACAUCAUCCACAAGGAGGCUACAAUGCACCGGGAGGUGGAUUUGGAGGCACUCAUCACAACAGCCAACCAGGAUAUGGAAAUCAACCACAUUACAACCAACCAGGAGGAUACCAUGGUGGACAACAACAUGGAUAUGGAGGUGGUGCUCCUGGAUACCACCCACCAGCCAACUCCUAUGGAAGUUAUCCAGCUGGAUAUGGAGGACAACCUCACUAUGGAGGAGGCCACAGCCCACAGUACAAUCCAGGUGGUUUUGGAGGUGGCUAUCAUCCAAGUGGUGGCUAUGGUGGUUAUGGUGGACAAGGCUACAUGCCUGGUGGAAAGGUGAAGAGUGGCCCAGGAAUUGGAACUGGAUUGCUUGGAGGUGCUGCAGCUGCUCUGCCUUUGGGUCUACUGGUUGGAUAUGGUUUGGGUUCGAUGGGAUCUCACUCGUCUCCAUUCUCUGGCUCUUCACACUCAGCAGCCCCAGCCUCCCCAGCUGCUGCUGCUGCUCCUGCCAACAACGAUGCCUUCAAUGAGUGGCUCAAACAACGUACAGCUGAGGAGAAGAAGAAGGAAGAGGCAGCCAUUGCAGCUGGUGCAGUGGCAGGUGGUGCAGCUGCAGCUGGAGCUGCAGGUGCUGCAUCUUCAGUACUCAUCAACAAGGAUGGUGUCACAACUGUCAAUGAAACUGCCCUAGUCAGCAGAAUCCUGGAGCAGACAUCUAUGUGCCCUGGUGGAGCUGGUAUUCUGGAAGCCUCAUUCUUGAACACCCUAGUACCCUGCAAUGCAACAGAGGUAGACUUCCAAGAAACCAACUUGACAAUACCAUAUGAGGAUGACUGCAAGACAAUCAAAAUGACACUGAUCCAACUGAACCCUACCACCAAUGAAAACAAGUCUGUUUCAUUAACUAUUAAACAGAUAAAUGUUGAAUCAGGCCUCCCUGGAGACUUGGCCUAUGACAUGAGUUUCGAUUCUUGUUUGUCAGCAAUUGGAAAACCAGAAGAGAAGUUCUGCGUCAACAGGGGUUUCACUAUUGAUCAGUAUCACACAAUCAAUGAAACGUUGGCUUUCCUGCAUACUGCCAACUUCUCAAUCACCCAGUUCAACACGACUCUGUUCCCCAACAUGUCGUGCCCCACUGGUGGUGACUGUGCCAACAAGGAAACCAGGAACCUCACAUCCACCUUUGUGAACCUGUCUCUGCUGCCUCUGCAUCCGGUCACCCUGUUGAUGUCUCAAUGCAUGAUCUUCAACAGAAGCCAGUGCGAUCCAGCCAGCACUCAGCCAUGCGAUUUGCCACAACUGACUGUCAAGCAGUCGAUUGACACCAACACAACUCUGUCGACUGUCGACUUUGCCAGCAUCAACUUCGUGCUGCACGGGUCCAAGGACAUCUUCCUGACAUUCCAGCCGCCCCCACCGCCCCCGCAGGAGAAGGCCGCCCAGAACGCCGACCAGGUCGGCUCGUCGAGCACCCUCACCGACACCACCACCAAGUCCUCGGCCACCACCAUUUGACAAUUACUACACGGCGGCUUCCCCUUGGUUGUCGCCGUGUCGCUAGCCACACUCCACCUUCACAAUAAUUGGUUGUGGUAAUUGCGACGUCGGACGGAUUACUAAACUGGUUUGGCAUGUACGUCGCAGAAGAGAGAAGGAAGAAUGAAUCAUAAUAGAAGAGCUCCAUUCCAAAGAGAGCUACUGAAAGUACCACGUCAUAAAUUUCAACAGGCGCUUUCUCCUUAGCUGUGAACGUCAUUGACAUGCUUGCCAGAAAAAGACAUUCUUCAUUUGCAUUUACACAGACCGCUGAGUCAAAUUUAAACUAAAGACUUAUCUGUCAAUUAUUUUCACAAUAUUCAACAGAAGUUCUGACAGGAGAAUAGUUUUUUCAACUUCUUUAAUGUUCUCUAUGAACUAUUAUUGGUGCGAUUUCAGUGACAUUUGAAACAUACUUCCUCAUUUUGUUUUGUUGAGGCUGUAUUUUGAGAGGAUUGUACAUUUUCAAGUCACUGUCAGUUAUUUUUAUAAUGAAGUUUAUAAAAUAUUGAGGGAUUUACAAGGAUGGUAUUAUAAUUUAAUGACUAGAAAAAUAAUUUUUCACUCAAUCUGUGUCAAUUGAGGAAAAGUUGUUUUAGUCUCAAGUAUUGUUUCGUCUUCUUGAAUAUUUGGCUCUCACAUUGGCUCUUACAAUAAUUCUAUAAUAAUUAAUGGACAAAUAGUUGAAUUAAAAUUUCCACGUCUAUAAUGGGAAUAUGUAAGUUAGUAAACCCAGCUGAACCACAUUACUCAACUUGUUCUAAAAAAUCUUGAAUAACAUAAAAAUCUCUUCUUACAUUCACCAAGAUUGAGGUAUUAUAAUAUACUACUAUAAUAUCAUUAUUCCUUAUUGUGAAAUCCCUCAAUGUAGAGAAUAAAAUUCUCUUAAAUGUUGAAAAACUUCUGGAUUGAGUGUUUUUCCACAACAUGUUAUUAAAAAUUGUAGUUAAAAGAUAUUUUUCUUGUAAAUUUAUUGCGUUGUUUGAAUUCUAAAACUUAGAUUGAGCUGUAAAAGUUGUGUUUAAAUAUUUUGUAGUAUUCUUUAUUGUUUGAAGGGAAUAUUUUUUUAAAUUGAUGUAAGCUAGAUACCUUUAGGGGUUUUACUGAUUUUUGACGAAAGCCUAUAUUUUAAAAGGACUUUUAUUAAGUGUAUCAGUAUAUUUUUGAUAGAUUUCAUGUUCGAAUUCGUCCAAUAAAAUAUAUUAGUUCAAAAUGUGAACGACAAGCUGUCUCAUUGACUGGUUAGAGGCCUUUACUUAGAAUUAUGGGUCCGAUUCAGAGACCAUGAGACAUUCAUUGAAGAUCAUUUUACUAUAUUUUUUCAAUAAAAACGUGUUCUAGACAUUCUUCAAUUUUCUCAUGGUUAUUCUUUUAAUUGCUAACCAGUUAAUUCAAACUUUUGAAUGAAUUAUUUAAACAUGCUUUAAUAUAAUUUGAAAUCUAUCAAUGAUUUAUUUUCAAAUAUAAUUAUGUAAAUAGCUAGUAUUGUAAUAAGAAUAUUACUUUUAUAAUUUCUGAGCAACUAAUUCAAUCGUAUAAUGCACUUUUUCUGUACAAAUACUAUAUUGUACUUGAACAACUUUCACUUUUCUAUUUUUGCACAACUUAUUCGAAUGUAUAAUGCACUUUUUCUGUACAAGUAUUUCAUUGUGUCUCAUCAAUCCAUGUCAUAAGAAAAUGUAAUUUGUGUGACUCCCACCCACUAAAGUUUUCCAAAAAUACAGGUCUGUUCAUCAAACAAUACCAAAUCAUCUUGAUGUUUCUGUUCGAAAAUGUGAAUUGUUAUUAAACGAUUUGGUUGACAGCUAAUUGUAAGUGAUUGGGUGCAAUUUGGUUCAUACAACGUAACUAGCAUUUCAAGUGGCAUUGAACUCGAAUUUUCCCCAAUUAAGUAAGAACUAUUCAAGCCACAAAUGCGUUAUUCAAGCUAGUAUGUUUCGACAACGGGCACGUGGUAAAUGUUCAAAAUUCAUCAUUAAUGUCAGUAACAAUAAGCUCAUGACCAAAUUCUGGGGGAAAUUCAAAUUUCGCUUGGAUCAACAUAAUAAUUAUCCAAUAAAACUGCAUCAUGGUCCAUUAUUAUUGCUCAGAUGUAGCUCUUGUCGUUAUUUCUGACCGGGGUUUACUCAAUGGAGAAGUUCUGAUUUGUUGAACCCAACAAAAUUUCUAAUCACGAGGAAAUCAAGUGCAGAAAUACUUUGGUACAAGAAAUAUCUUCAAAGUUUUCCUCAUAGCAUCUUGAUCAACAGAUCACUGUAUUGUGAUGUUCAUUGGACUUGACCAAGGUUCAUUAAAAACCAGUGCGUUGUGUUGAUCUUAGAGGCUUUGGGGACAACUAAUUUUAAUAGGAAGCAAAGAAUAAUCUUUUUGAAAUAGGAAUUGGUGUUAUUGAUACUGUCAUACGUUCUACUUUAAUAAUCAUGAAUCGAUAUAAUAUAUACCUUAUAUAUAUAUAUAUAUGCCCUAUAUAUAAACAGUACCGUAUACAUGAAAACAACAAUUCUCUAUUAAAAAUAAUUUAUAAUUGUUGUUUAUCGUUCAAUAUCAUUUUCAAAAAUUUCUUCAAUUCACCCUACUCUUUAAGAUGAUGAAAAAUGUUCAGUUUAUUUGAUGUGGGUGGGUUUAAAUAUGCAUUUUUUCUUUUUUUAUAGUUUGAUGUAUGUGAUAAUCUUGUUUUUUCCAAGUUUCUUCAAUUUCUUCUACUUUUCUUUCUCUCUUAUGGUUUGUUUAUAAUUAAGAAGGUGGAGGGUCUCCUAGCUACACGGUGUACAUAUAUAUUUAUCACUAUUAUUCUAUCUAGCAAUACCUAUAUAUUAUUGUCGAUUGCAAUCAUAACUAGUAGCCUAGUAUCCUUACUCUCUCUAGAUAUUUUUAUUAAAUAUGCUGUAUUGAAAUAUUUGUAGCUUUUGUAUGUUUUAAGGGUAGUAGAUGUAUGUGAUAUCAAUAAUCGAAGGAGACUGAAAUACGAAGGGACUGCUUAUUUUUUUCUGGAAUUAUAUUUUUCCAAAAGCCAUUUCAUAACGGAUUUUUCAUAAAUCUGAACCAACUACUAGACAUGAAAUAAUCAAGUCAUAAAAUUCCUAUAGAAUAUUGCCUAAUAAAAUUCUCUCCUAAUAAAAUAUAUGAAAAAUAAUUUUCCACAAUUUACUCUGAACUUUAUAGGUCUAUCAUAAACAAUAAUGUGAUUUCAACAUGCAAAUUAUUAAGAAAAAAAUGCUUGAUUAGUCGUAAUUCAAAGUAAAAGAUCAAUGUUUUAAUGUUAAAAAUUAGAUAGUCAUAAUUGUCAUUUGAUGAUAAUAAGACAGUCCUAGCACUCAUGUUCUGGCUUGCUUUUGUGAUAAAUCAUUCUAUGUAAUCUCCUAUGAAUAUUGUGUGAUUAGUAAAGUAAAUAUGAUGGAAUCUCUAAA